Messenger RNA from Betta splendens (Siamese fighting fish), 5107 nucleotides. It is a transcript of the gene kcna2b, whose product is annotated as potassium voltage-gated channel, shaker-related subfamily, member 2b. Gene Ontology annotation, molecular function: protein binding; delayed rectifier potassium channel activity. The coding region runs from base 661 to 2160 and encodes 499 amino acids. The transcript has 2 exons. The record is from RefSeq and is a predicted model, not a curated record. Lineage: Eukaryota; Metazoa; Chordata; Actinopteri; Anabantiformes; Osphronemidae. Gene Ontology annotation, cellular component: dendrite; juxtaparanode region of axon; voltage-gated potassium channel complex. Gene Ontology annotation, biological process: potassium ion transmembrane transport; protein homooligomerization.
GUUAUCUGCAAUUCUGCUCUAAUCCGACUGAUAAGGCGUUGCUGCUUUGUUUAAUGCAUGGAGGCUGUUGUUGCCGUUCACAGAACGGGGCUGCGAAUGGCUUGAGCAUGCCUGGCACCUGCCGCUCCAAACAAACUCACUUGCGCUUGCCAAUCAACUACGACGCCGCCAUAACGUCCCCGUGCAUGAGCCUCUGCUUCGCCUCAACGUGACACCAGCUCGGUUGUCUCUCGGCGAAUAACCCGAGCGACCGGCCGCUAGAUUGCAUCAGUGGUGUAUUCCGGUGAUUAAGAAAAACAGACACAAAAAAAGAUGGAGUUCACUUGAGGAUGAAUUGGCGCAAACAGGUGAUUUCGCCCCGCGUGCGGUAAAUGCGCACGGCGCUCCCUCCAGCGCCGUCCACGUCUCCGCAGACUCGGCUGGAGGGUCACUCGAGCUGUUGCUGCCGGCGACGUGUUGUUUUCAAGCAGCAUACGGCCGCUUAACGCCAUCGUUCCCAUCACUCACCCCCAGCUUCAACCCGCUGCAUCACAACAUGCAUCCACUGGUCACUAAGGCGACCGAGCUCAUCGCCCGCGGACCUACAGAACCAGAAUAGCGCCGCUCGGCCCGCCGUGGCCCCACCCUGUCUGAAAGCUGCAGGUCCCAUCUCCUUCCAGCAUGACGGUUGCCACCAGCGACCCCGCGGAUGAGGCGGCAGCGCAUCCGGGCCAGCCUCUGGACCAGUACGACCCGGAGCCCGACCACGAGUGCUGCGAGAGGGUGGUCAUCAACAUCUCCGGGCUGCGCUUCGAGACGCAGCUCAAGACGCUCUCCCAGUUUCCCGAGACGCUGCUGGGUGACCCGAAGAAACGGAUGCGCUAUUUUGACCCUCUCAGGAACGAGUACUUCUUCGAUCGGAACCGGCCCAGCUUUGACGCCAUUCUGUACUACUACCAGUCGGGAGGAAGGCUGCGUCGGCCCGUGAACGUGACCCUGGACAUCUUUUCGGAGGAAAUCCGUUUUUACGAACUGGGCGAGGAGGCGAUGGAGAUCUUCAGGGAGGAUGAAGGCUUCAUAAAGGAAGAGGAGCGGCCGCUGCCGGAGAACGAAUUUCAGAGACAAGUGUGGCUGCUGUUCGAGUAUCCAGAGAGCUCAGGUCCCGCUCGCAUCAUUGCCAUCAUCUCCGUCAUGGUGAUUCUCAUCUCCAUCGUCAGCUUCUGUCUAGAAACACUGCCAAACUUCCGAAAUGAAGACGAGAUACACAAUAACCGAUUCCAGAGCCUGUCCAACACCACCUCUAUCUACAGCACCUCCCCAUACUUCACUGACCCUUUCUUCAUCGUCGAGACCCUCUGCAUCAUCUGGUUCUCCUUUGAGUUCCUUGUCCGCUUCUUUGCCUGUCCCAGCAAAGCCGGGUUCUUCGGCAACAUCAUGAACAUCAUUGACAUUGUGGCCAUCAUCCCCUACUUCAUCACCCUGGGCACGGAGCUGGCGGAGCGGCCGGAGGACAGCCAGGCGGGCCAGCAGGCCAUGUCCCUGGCCAUUCUCCGCGUGAUCCGCCUGGUCCGGGUGUUCCGCAUCUUCAAGCUCUCGCGCCACUCCAAGGGGCUGCAGAUCCUGGGGCAGACUCUCAAGGCCAGCAUGCGCGAGCUGGGCCUGCUCAUCUUCUUCCUCUUCAUCGGAGUCAUCCUCUUCUCCAGCGCCGUCUACUUCGCCGAGGCGGACGAGCCGCAGUCCCAGUUCAGCAGCAUCCCCGAGGCCUUCUGGUGGGCCGUGGUCUCCAUGACGACCGUGGGCUACGGCGACAUGGUCCCGACGACCAUCGGCGGGAAGAUCGUGGGGUCGCUCUGCGCCAUCGCCGGCGUGCUGACCAUCGCGCUGCCCGUGCCCGUCAUCGUGUCCAACUUCAACUACUUCUACCACCGGGAGACGGAGGGCGAGGAGCAGGCGCAGUACCUGAACAUCCCCAGCGUGCCCAAAGCCAGCUCCGCCGACGACCUGAAGAAGAGCGGCCGGAGCGGCAGCGGCUCCACGCUCAGUAAAUCGGACUACGUGGAGAUCCAGGAGGCUGUGAACCACAGCACGGAGGACUUCAGACCGGAGGCCAUGAAGACAGGAAACUGCACUCUGGCCAACACCAAUUACGUAAACAUCACUAAGAUGCGCACAGACGUAUAAUGUGAUCUGAUUCAGAAGGUGAACUUCAGCUGGGGUCCACAGGGACUGUAACUGGAGGCUGAAGGCGUAGCCCCACGUACUGGGCCGAGUGUGGAGCCCCGUGUGGGCGUCCAGAGCAGAGUAGGAGAGAAAAGGUCAGUAGACCGGACCUCAUGUUCUCCAUCCUUCUGAAGCUAUCAGUACAUAUCAUCUACCUGCCACUUGUCUUAUUUAGGGCAUCGUCAGUGUCUGCAUGGAGUUAGUCUUAACUAUUUGCCAAUAGUCAUCCUGCUCGCAACUGUAGCCAACUAGUAGCUUAAAGAUGAAUAAUCAGUAUUAAGGGACCAUAACUUUCUACCUUCUUGCUCAAGCUGCCAUGAAGAGAAGAUGCACGAUAACAAUAGUGUAGAUGUGUAUAACCAUUGUGUUAAAGGCGACUAACUUACUAAGUGUACUAUCAUCACCCACCACUAACUUUAUCCCCCUGCUCCCACUGCCACGUCCUGACUAUGAAACCCUGGAUCAGCUGUUCUGGGCACCGUGAGGACGCGUUGUUGGAUGCUUUCUCAGAGGGAGCUGGAGUUCCUCCCGCGGCUCCUCACGUCUCCACUAGACCCUCUUUCUCCUGACGUUUUCCUCCCUCGGCGAAGCCAAGUGGACCUAUUGUAUAUACGGGGGUCUUCGUAGCCCGCGCAGGCUAACGGGUGGACGCUGGGCGCGCGGCUCUUUGACUCACACCAUGAACAUGUACUUUCACGCCACAGCUGAACGCCCACCUACUGUAGAAAGAAAGAGCAACGGCAGUUUCUUUCUGAGCGAGUGCCUACUUCUUCACACUGUCGCCCCAGUUCACGGUAACAGAUGUUGUACUGUUGUACAGUGAGUAUUGUUUAGUCCGACAUCACUGCCCAGCGUACGCGGUACUGCUCUUGACUUCAUAGCAUUCCAUGUUUGUAGAAGCCCUACAGAAUGAAUGACGCUCAUGGAAAACACAGAUCGAAGCUCGUGGCUGCGAAGAUAGCGAUCAUUAAUUAUCCCUAAAGAUUUUAAAAUGACAACAACAAACACGUCAGCGUCAGUCAGUUUUGCUGAUGAGAACGCAAGGAGCGGUGGUCGAGUUUAGGUAGAUAUCAUAUAGAUAUUAUACAUAAGCUCAUUAGCAACAGGCCCUCAUAGAUUUCUAGCCUUAAGCAAUAGCUUCGUCCGUUGAAACCAACAACCUGGUUAUUCCACGGUUCAAAGUUCGGCCGUUGUGCGUUGCCAGUUCUGCCAUCAGGUCACCAAAGACUCGACCCACGCAGUCGGAACAUUCAGGCCGUUGGUGCGUUUGGUCACGGAGCCGUCUGCUACUUCACCAGUUACUCUGCUGUAAUGGAGCUGCAUGUCCUUUGAAGUAUUCAUUGUACUGUAGCAUGCAUUCGUACUAAUAAUACUCAGAAGGCACAUUUAUCCCAGCGCCGUGUGCGACGUAUGAGAGACCAGCGUCCCGUCGCGGACGCGCGUCGUGCCUUGCGUACGCAUCUUCCUGCCAUCCGUGCAACGGAACACGAGACUAACUUUAGAACUAACAGUGUAGUAAGAUGAGAGUCACACUGACCCCAGAGCAGAGGCCGGAGUCCAGACGGUCCGGACUGUAUGUUCAAGGCAAAGCACAGCGACAGAGCAGCCCAGUGGACGCAGAGAUCCAGACACGGGCCGAGUCCGAUUGUUUGCUCAGUCAAGUGUAUCAUGCAGCUCCCAGGGAGCGUCUGAGUGCCCUUAUCUCUGAUAUAUAGGUCCAUCACACUCAGCAUGUAUACAGUAGCUGCGUGUGUGUGUGAGAGGGAGAGAGAGAUGAAGCGAAGGGAUUGUGAAAGGGAUAAAAGCUCUCAGACGUACACAGGAUGAGUGUGUAGCUUUCAGAGACAACGCGGUAGCAGUUAUGUGAAUCACUGCCCCCUCGAAGGACCGGCCGCAUCCUCACACUUUACAGCCCGUGUUUGCGUUCACGGAACACUGUAGUGUAAUGAAACCUGAAUAGAUAGAAGACUGGAUGGGAUUCCAUAAUACAGCAGCAUGUGAGAUGAGCUGCAGCGUCGGCUCAGGCCCGUUCCUGCAGCGGACGACAGGAGCAGCAGGAAGGUGUGAUAAUGGAAGUAGGAGGAACGGCGGUUCACUGGAAUACGUGCGUUUCCACGCAGCGCAUCAAUGACGCGGCGCUGUCUGAGACGACAGAGACGCCAUGAGCCGGCGUCACCGCGCAGACGCCAGAACAGACCCGUGGCACGAUCAGAACCGAGCUCCCGCCGCCGCCGCCGCGUCCACACUGCGUCACCCGUAACCGCCGCUUUCCGUGACGUCCGUCAUAAACGCUUGGAGCUUCUGCCGUGUACAGGUUCCUGUGUAUCGGGGAAUCAGCCGUGAGCUCGCGCUGCUAAUCCACUGAAGCCGUGUAGUGUGUGAAUAACCUCUUAGGUGUAGAAGCUCCAGGGACGAAGGAUGCGAGGCAACCACGUCACAAAGGGAAAUAUCAUUUCUACUGUACGAGAACCUUAACUUAUUGGUGUCAUCGGACACUGUGGAAUAAUGUGUUGUCUGUUUGUUUCUACCAUGUUUUUCACUAUGAAUGUAUGAAUGACAGGGUUUGACUCACACACGUGAUUCCGUCUCAGAUGUUUGUUUUUCUAUGCUUUCGAAAAGUCUCGGAUCUUUUACGUGUUCUGUUCGUGUGGUGGUCGAUGCUCAGCUAACUGUAACUGUGUAAGUUCUUUUCUACCAGAGGAUGGAAAAGAAGAAUGAUGCAGACUGAACAUUGAAGUAUGAACUGAACUGUGGGUCUGAAUGCUCGCCAGGACUUUAAAUGAAUAUAAAAUAGAGAAUAUAUAUAAAUGCAGAUACUUUCAUCAUUCAAAAAUAAUUGUAUAUUAUAGAACUAUUACGAAUGAUGAUGGUGAUGAGGAUUAUAACAAUAAUAAGACUCUUCUGAUGA